AUGGCGAAGCGUGGUCGCAGUCGUUCCCCGCGCGCGCGCGCGGUCCACGCCGCGGUCAUGGACGACUUCGUCCUCGACGCGCGCGUGGAGCACAUCCGCAACUUCCUCAACGUCCUCUCCGUCGUGAAACUCUCGAAGAAGCAGCACGUCAACGUGAGCGUCAGCGAGCGAGGCGUGACGUUCGUCGCGGUGGACGACUCGAAAUCGCUCCAAGCGCAGGCCAACUUCCGCGCGGAGGUCUUCUCGCGCUUCCGCGUGAACGCGUCCGCGGCGGGGGGCACGCAAGGCCCCGGAGGCACGGGCGCGACGUCCUUCGCGGGCUCGUUCGGGAUCGCCCUCGGGUCGCUCAUCGACGUCCUCAGCGUCUUCGCGCCGAUGGACGGCGAGGCUGAGCUGUCGCUGCGAUGGCCCGACCGCGACGGACGCCUCGUCCUCGCCGCGCACGUCGAGCGCGGGAACCCGGAGCGGCCUCUGCAGUCGUGCACGCACGCGGCCGUCGCGGCGACGGAGCGCGACGACGGCGGGGGCCCGGGCGGCGGCGACAUCGUGUUCCGCGGCGAGACGAACGCGUUCACGCUCCCCGCGCACGGCCUGAAAGAGAUCGUCGACGAUCUGGAGUGGCCGAACGCGCCCAUGGCGAUCGAGAUGUCAUCCGACCCGAACGUCCUGACGUUCUCCGCGGCGGGGCAGGAGAUCGGCGAGCUUCGCGUCGACGUCGACGCGCGCGACGGGCGCGGGCUGACCGAGUUCGCGUGCGGCGUGAACGGGCGAUGGCUGUAUCGGCACGCGUUCGCGAAGGCGGCGACGGCGCUGCCCGGCGCGCUGUUGGGACCGACGCACGACCGCGGGGGCGGCGACGGCGUCGACGCGCCGACGAUGACGCGCGUCGCGAUCGGCGAGGGCGGGAUGCUGAAGGUGGUGCAUCUGGUGAGGUUAUCGCGCGCGAUCCCGCACUUUGGAGGAGGAGGAGGGGGGGGAGGAUUCGGAGGGACGGCGACGGGCGGCGGGCCCGGGAGUCGAGGGACGCCCACGCAGAGCGCGACGCCGCGCGCGCCCGCGAGUUACGUCGUCCCGGUGACGUUCGUGGCGUACCCGGAGGUGGAGAUGAGCGACGGGGAGUACGACGACUUCGGCGACGAAGUAGACAGCGAGAGCUGA
This is a messenger RNA of Micromonas pusilla CCMP1545, 1158 nucleotides long. RefSeq lists its product as uncharacterized. The record is from RefSeq and is a predicted model, not a curated record. Gene Ontology annotation, cellular component: checkpoint clamp complex. The transcript has a single exon. Gene Ontology annotation, biological process: DNA repair; DNA damage checkpoint signaling. Bases 1 to 1158 code for a protein of 385 amino acids. NCBI's taxonomy places the organism in Eukaryota, Viridiplantae, Chlorophyta, Mamiellophyceae, Mamiellales, Mamiellaceae.